Molecule: messenger RNA, 1674 nt
Organism: Thrips palmi
Lineage: Eukaryota; Metazoa; Arthropoda; Insecta; Thysanoptera; Thripidae
Gene: kay
Product: transcription factor kayak, isoforms A/B/F
Exons: 4
Coding region: 248-1468 (406 amino acids)
Biological process (GO): regulation of transcription by RNA polymerase II
Cellular component (GO): nucleus
Molecular function (GO): DNA-binding transcription factor activity, RNA polymerase II-specific; RNA polymerase II cis-regulatory region sequence-specific DNA binding
Source: RefSeq, a predicted model, not a curated record
GCGUUUGCUCAGUUGCGACCGCUGGCUCCCGACGGGCGGGCCAGAGGCGCAGAGCCACAGGGUGGCUGGCCCGAGCCCCGAGCACCGGACGAUGCUGGCGCGAUCGCGGCCGCCGCCAUAACGAAUCCCUAACGACUAAUUUUCGCACCUUUCGAACGAACGACACAAGUUGAUUACGACUUGUCCCCUCCCCUUCCCCUCGCGCCCCCAGUGUAGGCGAUACGGCGCUCAAAGUACACCAAUCGCCAUGAAUUUUUUCCCCCACGCCCCCUGUUACCCCUUCGAAAUCGAUCGCAGUGGCGUGGAGUCGCACCAGGCCAUGCCGGCCAUGCCCGAUCUCUCGUCUUUGCUCAUGCAGGAGCUAUAUCAGCAGAUCCUGCCCCUGGAGUCCUUCGGCCUGCCCCCGGGCGUGCAGACUACCACCACGCCCACGCUCACCCUGACACCCACGACGAUGCGCUCGUUCGCGGCCGACCUCCUGAACGGCGCCCUGGACGACGAGCAGACGCCCUACCACAACGAGGCGGGCUUCGUGCCGCCCGUCGUGCACACCUCGUCGUCGUUGUCCACCUACGUCGUGGACUCCAAGUCCUGGCAGGGCGGUUCCGUCACCACCAUGCCCGCUGCCAGCGCCGCCAACACCGCCAGCGCCGUCGCCACCAGCAACGGCACCGUGCCCGUCGCCGCGAGCGUAGCGGCCUCCACCGUCCUGACCGCCCUGACGGCCCCCGUCCUGGCGGAGUCGCCGCCCCUGCCCUCCACCACGCCCACCCCGUCCAGGAGGAACGUGGGAGGACGCCGGCCGAACAAGUCCAGCGGGAUUUCCCCCGAGGAGGAAGAAAGGCGCCAGAUGCGACGUGAGAGGAACAAGGCGGCGGCAGCGCGGUGCAGAAAGAGGAGACUUGACCAGACCAAUACACUUGUCAUAGAAACUGAAGGUUUGGAAUGCAAGAAACGGGGCCUUCAAAAUGAGAUUCAGCAGUUGACGAAUGAAGUGAAAGAGCUAGAGUUCCUUUUGGAGACUCACGUCUGUCGCCUACCCCGCUCAGAACGCUGUGCCAGUCCUCUGGAUAUUAAGCCUACCAUCUACGACCUAAAACAAGAGGAGGCAGAACAUAAUGAACUACGUGAACCACCAAUGAAGAGACCCAUGAUGAGUAUGCCAGCUCCUCCGGUGGCCCCUGCUGUAGCCACUCCUGUGCAGUCGAAGCCAUCUAGACCAACAUCAUUACCCGUCUCAUCGCACAACAUCUUUAGAUCAACUGCUGCAGAAAUUGCUGGUAUAUCCAUUACUACUCCAUCGACAGGUAUCAUGCUGAAUUUCGACUCACUAAUGGAAGGAGGAACUGGCCUCACACCUGUGUCAGGACCUCUUGUCCCAUCCUGUUCUUCUCAACAGCGCAACCAAAAUUGUGUUGAUCUGUCCAGUCCUGACAGCAAUAUUACCAAUAAGCUGGUGUCAUUGUGACGGUACUCUGGCUAAUUAUGUGCUACCUGUGCGGCCGUUUGUGCAAUUAUUGUCCAAAACUGGUAAAGAACAGUUUUACAUAGUCAAAAAUUUAUUUGUGAUUUUAUGAGAUACUUUUAUUUUAUAAGAAAAAUGUUUUUUUUUGUUUGUUUUUAUUGACUUGCAAUAUUUAGUCGUACAUUCAAAUACAUUUAAUGUUGAAUCAA